Molecule: messenger RNA, 821 nt
Organism: Spodoptera frugiperda (fall armyworm)
Lineage: Eukaryota; Metazoa; Arthropoda; Insecta; Lepidoptera; Noctuidae
Exons: 5
Coding region: 101-655 (184 amino acids)
Cellular component (GO): myosin II complex
Molecular function (GO): calcium ion binding
Source: RefSeq, a predicted model, not a curated record
UCUAUUUGACGCAUGUUAUUAUGUGAUUAGUUUUUAUUGUCAUCUGAUUCUCGGGAUUUAUUUUUUAUUUUUAUUAACAACAAUAAAAUAAAACUCCAACAUGAUAGAUGAGAGUUUCAAUGACGAGGCGACAGCCGAAACCGUCGUUGAAGAAGAAAAAGAAAAGCCAAAAGAAAAGACUGUUAGCGCUAGAUUGAUGCUUACCGAAGAACAGCAACGUGACUUGCUAGAGGCUUUCAACUUGCUGGAUUAUACUGGUGAGGGCAAGAUCAAGGCGGAAGACUUUCGUGUAGCCAUCAAAGCCUUAGGAUAUGAACCUACCAAAGAAGAGUUACAGAAGAUGGUUAACGGCGUUGACAAAGGAAACACAGGAAGGCUCAGUUUUGAGAACUUCCAAACGGCCAUUAUGAGAAAAAUUAUGUCGCUGGACAAUGAUGGCGAUAUCAUGAAAAGCUUCCGCCUAUAUGACAUGGAUGAUACUGGUUUAAUAAGUUUCAAUAAUCUUAAGAAAGUUACACGUAUACUCGAAAUACCUCAGACAGAUGAGGAAAUCGAAGAAAUGAUAGAUGACGCAGAUACGGACAUGAAUGGCUUUAUUUCAGUGGACGAGUUCAUGAAGAUUAUUAAAAAUUGUGUCCAUAUAGUAACACCUUGAGAAUUAAAUCUACCCAUUUCUACCUCAAAUUGGACUAUUUAUUUUAAUGGCAACAUGCAGCAGUUGAGAACGUACGAAGAAAUGUAGAUUUAAAUGUUUUAAUUAUUAAUCUAUUGUUUUAUUGUGAUAUUAAAUGUUAACUUGAAUAAUAUACGACCUAUUUUAA